Messenger RNA from Peromyscus leucopus (white-footed mouse), 1396 nucleotides. RefSeq names its product delta and Notch-like epidermal growth factor-related receptor. NCBI's taxonomy places the organism in Eukaryota, Metazoa, Chordata, Mammalia, Rodentia, Cricetidae. Gene Ontology annotation, cellular component: protein-containing complex; plasma membrane. The coding region runs from base 238 to 1062 and encodes 274 amino acids. Gene Ontology annotation, biological process: establishment or maintenance of epithelial cell apical/basal polarity; heterophilic cell-cell adhesion. The record is from RefSeq and is a predicted model, not a curated record. The transcript has 6 exons.
GCUGAGACUCGGAGCAGGAUUCCCAUCCCGGGUCCUCCCAGCCUCCGCGGGCCCCGCCCCCUGCCCCGCCCACGGUUGCCCGGGGAACCACGGGCUCCUGCAGCUGCAGGAGGCGUCCGGUCCCGCUGAGCAGCACCAGCCGCUGGCGCUGCUGCUGCUACCGCCAUCUCCGCCGCUAGCUCCGCCGCUGCCACCGCGCCCAGCUCUUCUCCAGCUCCUGAGUCCUCUCCGCCCAUCAUGCCUCCCCGCCGCGCCCAGGCGCCCGGUGCCCAGCUGCUGCCCGCGCUGGCCCUGCUGCCGCUGCUGCUCGGUGCUGGGCCCCAGGGCGGCUGCUUGGCCAGCCCGGUGCCCGCCGCGCCCCUGCCUGCUCCAGGACCGUGCGCCGCUCAGCCCUGCCAGAACGGGGGUGUGUGCACCCCGCGUUCGGUGGCCGGCCAGGAGCAUCCCGCGGCAGAUGCUGAGGCCGGUUACAGCUGCACCUGUCCCGCUGGGGUCUCCGGUACCGACUGCCAGUUUGUUACAGAUCCUUGUGUCAGCAACCCUUGUCACCAUGGUAACUGCAGCAGCAGCAGCAGCAGCAGCAGCAGCAGCAGCAGCAACGACAGCUACCUCUGCAUUUGCAAUGAUGGUUAUGAAGGUCUCAACUGUGAACAGCCACUUCCCAGUGUUCCAUCCUCUGGCUGGACAGAGUCCAUGGUACCCAGACAACUUCAGCCUGUCCCUGCCACCGAGGAGCCUGACAUAAUCCUGCCCCGCUCUCAGGCAACCAUGACAUUGCCAACCUGGCAGCCAAAAACAGGGCAGAAAGUUGUAGAAAUGAAAUGGGAUCAAGUAGAGGUGGUCCCUGAUGUUGCCUGCGGGAAUGCCAGUUCCAACAACUCUGCAGGUGGCCGCCUCGUGUCCUUUGAAGUGCCACAGAACACCUCUGUAAAAAUUCGGCAGGAUGCUACUGCUUCACUGAUCUUGUUGUGGAAGGUCACAGCCACAGGCUUUCAACAGUGCUCCCUCAUAGAUGGACGAAGCGUGACACCCCUCCAGGCUCCAGGGGGCUUGUCCUGCUAGAGGAGAUGCUGGCCUUGGGACCAAAUCACUUCAUUGGUUUUGUGAAUGAUUCUGUUGCUAAGUCCAUCGUGGCUUUGCGUUUAACUCUGGUGGUGAAGGCCAGCACCUGUGUGCCUGGGGACAGCCACUCGAAUGACUUAGAGUGUUCAGGAAAAGGAAAAUGUGCCACGAAGCCAUCAGAGGCAACUUUUUCCUGCACCUGUGAGGACCAGUACAUUGGCACAUUCUGUGAAGAAUUUGAUGCUUGCCAGAGGAAACCCUGCCAGAAUGAAGCAAGCUGUAUCGAUGCAAAUGAGAAGCAGGAUGGAAGCAAUUUCACUUGCCACUGCCUUCC